Messenger RNA from Taeniopygia guttata (zebra finch), 2939 nucleotides. It is a transcript of the gene PPIL2, whose product is annotated as peptidylprolyl isomerase like 2. The record is from RefSeq and is a predicted model, not a curated record. Gene Ontology annotation, biological process: protein polyubiquitination; protein peptidyl-prolyl isomerization; protein folding. Gene Ontology annotation, molecular function: peptidyl-prolyl cis-trans isomerase activity; ubiquitin protein ligase activity. Gene Ontology annotation, cellular component: catalytic step 2 spliceosome. NCBI's taxonomy places the organism in Eukaryota, Metazoa, Chordata, Aves, Passeriformes, Estrildidae.
GGCCUGUUCCCGGAACGCGCCUGCCGCCGCCGCUGUUUCCGCGCCGCGGCCGUUCGGCGGCGCACCCGGCGGAAGGCGCGGGCGGGCCUGAGGCGCGGGCCGGGCCGCAGCCAUGGGGAAGCGGCAGCACCAGAAGGACAAAAUGUACAUCACGUGCGCCGAGUACACGCAGUUCUACGGCGGCAAGAAAGCAGACCUUCCACGAACCAAUUUUAGACGUUUAUCAUUUGAUCACUGCAGUUUGUCUCUGCAGCCAUUUGAAUACCCAGUUUGCACACCAGAUGGGACAGUCUUUGACAUCCUGAGCAUUGUACCUUGGAUAAAGAAAUAUGGAACCAAUCCAAUCACAGGAGAAAAACUAGAUGCCAAAUCACUUAUAAAGCUGAAUUUUUCUAAAAAUAGUGAAGGCAAGUACCACUGUCCAGUGCUGUUUACUGUAUUUACCAAUAACUCCCAUAUUGUGGCCAUCAAGACUACUGGAAAUGUGUUUGCCUAUGAGGCAGUUGAGCAGCUGAACAUAAAACCAAAGAGCUACAAGGAUCUCCUGACAGAUGAGCCCUUCACUCGGCAAGACAUCGUCACACUGCAGGAUCCAACAAACCUGGAUAAGUUCAAUGUCUCAAACUUCUUUCAUGUUAAAAACAACAUAAAAGUAAUUGAUCCAGAUGAAGAAAAAGCAAAAUUAGAUCCAUCUUACUAUUUGAAAAAUACAAAUACAGAGACCCGAGAGACUUUACUGGAGCUUUAUAAGGAAUUCAAAGGUGAUGACAUUUUAGCAGCUACUAUGAAGGCUCCUGAAAAGAAGAAGGUGGAUAAACUGAAUGCAGCUCACUAUUCCACUGGAGCUGUAAGUGCUUCCUUCACCUCCACUGCAAUGGUGCCUGAAACUACCCACGAAGCAGCUGCUAUUGAAGAAGAUGUUGUGAGAUAUCAAUAUGUGAAGAAGAAGGGAUAUGUGAGACUUCACACUAAUAAAGGAGACCUGAACUUGGAGCUGCACUGUGACAUGACACCCCGAACAUGUGAAAACUUUAUCAAAUUGUGCAAGAAGAACUAUUAUGAUGGAACAAUUUUUCACCGAUCAAUUCGGAAUUUUGUGAUCCAAGGAGGUGAUCCCACUGGAACAGGAACAGGAGGAGAAUCUUACUGGGGAAAACCUUUUAAAGAUGAAUUCAAGCCCAAUUUGUCCCACACGGGACGUGGUGUUCUUAGUAUGGCAAAUUCAGGACCCAACACAAACAAAUCACAGUUCUUCAUCACAUUCCGCUCUUGUGCAUAUCUGGACAAGAAGCACACAGUUUUUGGAAGAGUGGUUGGUGGCUUUGAAACUCUGACUGCUAUGGAGAAUGUGGAAAGUGACCCGAAAACAGACCGUCCCAAGGAAGAAAUAAGAAUUGAGACAACAACCGUUUUUGUUGAUCCCUAUGAAGAGGCAGAUGCACAGGUCGCUGCUGAAAGAGAGAAGUUCCAGCAGGAAGAAGAAGCAGCCAAAAUAAAGGCUGAAGUGGUCCCACCAAAGAAAGAGGUUCAGACUCCUAAAACUUAUCGGCAGGGGAUUGGAAAAUACAUCAACAUGGCUGCAGCGAAGCGCAGCAUGGAGGAUGAUGGGCCUUCAACCAGCACAGCUGUGAAGAAAGAGAAGAAGAGCACAGGCUUCGGGGACUUCAGCUCCUGGUAGCAGCAUGGGGAGCCCAGCACUGGGGCAGCACAGCACAAACAGGAGCCUCCCACGUGGCCCCAGAGAGCCCAAAAGACAGUCUGUCCUGGGGAGGGAAGGCACCAGCCUGCCCUUCCACUGGCAGAGAAAACUGCUGCUUUGUUGAGGCUGGUUAAUGUGGCUUUGUUUUCUAGAGAGCACAUUCCCCCACUGCAUCUUCCUCGAAGGCUGUUUUGUUGUUUUGCAAAGCAGGGAGCAGGCAGCCCAGCUCCCCAGGGAUCAGCUGGAGCCUUUCUCUGCGUGGCUGGCAGCAGACCAGGCAGAGCCCAGCCUUGCAGGGCACUACUGCAGUGAACAGCUACAGUGGUGAAAGAGCUCCUUUUACAGGUAAUCGUUCCCAGACCAGCCAAGUGUGCUAGGGGAGGGAAUGAAUUAAUGUGCUGGGAGCUCCUGUACUGCUGGAGAGCUCUAUGGAAGCGCUUCAGCCUGUCCUGCCCUUACCUUCCAGCUGCCUCCUGCUGGUUCUCAACAAGGACCAAUUUUGUCUGGACUGACUGCUGUCAUCUGAAGGGCCUUGCUCACUCCAAAUGAGCUCUCUCUGUACCCGCUAAAGCCUCCAACAGCCUGGGAAGCUGCAAAUCUACAUGGGGAGCCCAGGGCAGCUGCACCACUUACUCCUCCCAGUGGCUGCCCUUCCCUGAGCCACUGGACAGCCAGAGGUGCCAGGAUGCACCAGUUCACACCUCCCCUCAGGUGCCAGAAACUACAGCCUUGAGCAACUGAGCAGGAAUAGAAACAAUUCUUUUGUUUGUUUGUUUUAACACCCAUCCCUAAAGCCUGGUCUUUGCAGGGUAAGGCACCCCCAAUAGUCUGCUCUGAUGUCAGGCUUCCCAUCAUUAGAAAAACCACAUAAUGUAGCUGACAGGCAUCUCAGACAUUUCCAUUACAUAACCACAAAUUAUUAAGAAUCUUAAUAAAGGCCUUAUGGAGUAAAGAUAUAUCAGCCUGUGAAGUUUUAAUCCUAAAGAAUCUAUGUGUUACCAUAAUUUAGACAUAGCAGGCUAGAUCCUGAAUAUCACUUUUCAGUUCAUCUUAGGUGUUUUCAGAUAAGAGCAAUGCCCUCUCUACCUCCUUUGUGGCUGAGGAGAAAAUUUUGUAAUCCCCUUUGGAACAAUACAUUUGUAUCAGUGGUUUCAUUCUUUAAGAAAAUACUCCAUUUAUAGGAAAUUGCUGUAAAAAGUUUUGGAAAUAUUUUGCAUUAAAUGCUUUUAUUUUCUUUUGA